Messenger RNA from Eurytemora carolleeae, 1214 nucleotides. Its product is annotated as monocarboxylate transporter 10. The transcript is spliced from 6 exons. The coding region runs from base 79 to 633 and encodes 184 amino acids. Lineage: Eukaryota; Metazoa; Arthropoda; Copepoda; Calanoida; Temoridae. The record is from RefSeq and is a predicted model, not a curated record.
GAUUUUUCCUUGUGGUGUAGUAUUAUUGGAAUCAGUAAUACCGUGGCUCGGCUUAUCCUAGGUAUCCUGUCUCAGCGAAUGAACAGAUUAUUCCUCUAUAACACCUGCCUGGUUAUCUGUGGAUUGUGUAUGAGUGUCUCUAACUACCUUCAGCCAAUGUUUGCUGCUCUGACCGGCUCUGACUGUCUUCUACCUGAUCUACCUGAUCUACCUGAUGGGAACACUACACUAGCCUGCCUAGCAAAUAAUUGUACUUCUACAGAUGUAGUAGUAGUAUGGGCCUGUAGUGCGUAUGUGGGUCAGCUUGUCUAUGCUGUUAUAUACGGUAUAACUAGCGCAGCAUACGUUCUUCUAACCACACUAGUAUUGGCUGAUCUCCUGGGUCCAGAUAUGUUUACAAACAGUUUUGGUCUUCUCCUUCUAUUCCAGGGCGUUGCAACUUUAAUUGGACCUCCCAUUGUUGGUUUUAUGUUUGAUGGGAGUGGAAGCUAUGAUAUGGGAUUUGUUCUCAUGGGAACUAUGAUUUCUAUCUCAGGGUUUAUGCUCUACCCUAUACCCUGUGUACAAUCAGCUUUACAGAAGAAAGCGGACAGAUCUAAUAUGAACAGAUCGGAGACAGCUGUAACAAUAUGACAACACAACAUUCCCACCUCUUGCUAAACAAUUUCAACCAUUUUCCCGGGAAAUUUAAAAAUUGGUGGGAAAACUAUUGUUUUUUCAAAAUGGCGUCUUAUUUCUCAAACUAUUUAGUUGUAAAAUUCCUACAAAUGUUUUUAUCUAAAAUGUAUAUUGUUAUCGGACAAAACUUGGUACUUCCGCGACGAUUUGCUUUCUUGAAAAAAUGUUUAAAAAAGAAAGUAUGAAAAAAAUUUCACAAAAAUAAUUUUAUCUUUUGUACUUUCUCUGUUUUUGUAGUAUUAAAAGUAGCUUUAGAUUGGUCAUAUAUUAAUAUUUUUUCUGCUUAUCUGAUUUAAACAGGAUAGAAAAGGCCAAAAAAUAUAUUUAGUUUAAAAUUACUACAACGUUUCUCUAAAAUAAUGGAAAAAAAUCUCAAAAAGGAAAAAAAUCUCAAAGAGGAAACAAAUCUCAAAACGAAAGUGUAUCUCUAAUUAGCAAUUCACAAACAGUAUAAAUAUGACACUGUGGUUAUUAAUAGUUUAAUAUUAACACAAUUUGAUGCAAAAAUAAAAAAACACAAAAAAUUUAUGAAAAAG